AGAGCAAGACAGUGAGCUUGAGAGAAAGAGGGAGAGAGGACGAGGACAGGCAGAGAACCAGAGCUAUAGAGAAGGAGAGCACGAACACUCAACAAGAUAACAGGAGAUACACGUGGGAACAGCUGCCCACUGGAAGAAGAGAUAUAGACAGAGCUGUGUGUGUGUGUGUGUGUGUGCGUGUGUGUGAGCGAGCUCCGUGUGUUUCCACGGUUCUCCUGAGGCCGUGGCAGCCAUGGCGUCAGAGCCUAGCACCCAGUCCAGGGUGAUGUUCCAGGCGACGGACAAAACAGAGGAGCCGGCGCAUCGCAAGCUGGGCAAGCUGACAGUCAAAUACAACCGCAAGGACCUGCAGAGGAGGCUGGAUAUCGAGGAGUGGAUCGACGGGCAGCUGCACCUGCUGUUUGACUGUGAGGAGGAAGAGAUUCCAGAGUUAGAGAUCGACAUAGAUGAGCUCCUGGAGCUGACAGAUGAGGGGCAGAGAACCCGUCUGCAUGAGCUGUUGCAGGAAUGUGGAAAGCCAAAAGAGGAUUUUAUCAACGGGCUGCUCUACAGGAUAAAGGGUCUACGCAAAAUGUCAGGUCCCUUGAAGAAAUAGUCAUAGGUCAAAUAAAAAAAAUCAAGACAAUGUGGAGCCUCGUAUCUUCCCAUCUCCCUCCCGUUAGGGUUAGGGUUGACUGUAACAUGUCAGCGGGACUCACUUCCUACCCUCUCCUUCCCCCACCCCACCCCCACCCGCUCGUCCUGGGUCAGCAUCAGUCUUAACACCAGAGCAGUCGGGUUUUGAAUGGAUUUUUUUUUGUAUUAUUUCACUUUAAUAUAUGGACUGCUGUAACAUUUUGUCUCCCAUAAACAUACAAAUAAUGCACAUGUGAUAAAAGUUGUACUGACUAUUACUCAGAUGGACCUUUUUUUGUGUACAUUUUCGGUUGCCUAUUUAUGUACAUAAAUAUUUUUGUUCUGAUAACAGUGUUGUAUGUCGAAAUAAAAUCGAACAUUUUCAAGACAA
Messenger RNA from Epinephelus lanceolatus (giant grouper), 1006 nucleotides. RefSeq names its product protein phosphatase 1 regulatory inhibitor subunit 14D (gene ppp1r14d). Gene Ontology annotation, molecular function: protein serine/threonine phosphatase inhibitor activity. The record is from RefSeq and is a predicted model, not a curated record. NCBI's taxonomy places the organism in Eukaryota, Metazoa, Chordata, Actinopteri, Perciformes, Serranidae. Gene Ontology annotation, biological process: regulation of phosphorylation; innate immune response. Gene Ontology annotation, cellular component: cytoplasm.